AUGCUGGCCCCUGUCCUGCGGCAGUACCUGGAGAAGCUCUCAGCCAUUGUGGACAGCAACAUUAACUGCGGGCCUGUCCUCACCUGGAUGGAGAUCGAUAAUCAUGGCAACCGGCUGCUGGUGAACGAGGAGGCCUCGAUCAACGUCCCGGCCAUUGCGGCUGCCCACGUCAUCAAGCGCUACGCGGCCCAGGCCCCUGACGAGCUGUCCUUCGAGGUCGGGGACAUUGUGUCGGUAAUCGACAUGCCCCCCAAGGAGGAGGUCAGCUGGUGGCGAGGAAAGCACGGCUUCCAGGUCGGUUUCUUCCCCAGCGAGUGUGUUGAGCUCUUCCCGGACCGCCUGGCGCCAGAGCUCAAAGCAGACACAGACGGGACAGGCGCCAGCAUCCCUGGGGUCCUCACGCCUCAGGGGCCCCUCUCCCCCACGUUGGUGUGUAAGAAGCACGGGAAGCUCCUCGGUUUUCUUCGCACCUUCAUGAAGUCACGGCCCAGCAAGCAGCGACUGAAGCAGCGCGGGAUCCUGCGUGAGCGCGUCUUCGGCUGCGACCUGGGGGAGCACCUCCUGAACUCGGGGCACGACGUUCCCCAGGUCCUGCGCUGCUGCUCAGAGUUCAUUGAGAAGCACGGCAUGGUGGAUGGGAUCUAUCGCCUCUCGGGCGUCGCCUCCAACAUCCAGAAGCUGCGGCACGAGUUCGACAGCGAGCGGGUGCCGGAGCUGGGCCGGGCGACCUACCUGCAGGACAUCCACUGCGUGAGCUCCCUGUGCAAGCUCUACUUCCGCGAGCUGCCCAACCCGCUGCUCACCUACCAGCUCUACCACAAGUUCGCGGAAGCUGUGGCGGUGCCCGGCGAGGAGGAGCGCCUGGUGCGGGUGCAUGACGUCAUCCAGCAGCUGCCACCGCCCCACUACAGGACCCUGGAGUUCCUACUGCGGCACCUGGCGCGGGUGGCCACACACAGCCCAGACACCAGCAUGCACGUCAAGAACCUGGCCAUCGUAUGGGCCCCCAACCUGCUCCGGUCGCUGGAGCUGGAGGCCGUGGGGCUGAGCGGGGCGGAGGCCUUCCACGAGGUGCGGGUCCAGUCCGUGGUGGUCGAGUUCCUGCUCAACCACGUCCAGGUGCUGUUCAGCGACAAGUUCACCUCCAUCGGCAAGGACAGCGCAGGGCGCUCCUACCUCCCGCGUCCCAAGUCUCUGCUGGGCAGCUGCCCCUCGACCCGCCUGCUCUCUCUGGAGGAGGCUCAGGCCCGGACGCAGGCCCAGGCCCAGCACACGGCCCCUGGCCAGGCCAAGAGACCUGAGGCCGAGACCGGAUGGGGGCCCCCGGGGAGGCUGCCCCUCACGCUGGACUCCCCCCAUGACAGGCGCCAGGCGCGGGGCGGGAGCUGGAAAACCUUCUUCGCCUUGGGCAGGGCACCUGCCAUCAGCCACAAGAGAGUGCAGCACCCGGGCGGGCAGACGGGGCUCCGGGCCGACACUGUCACGCUGCGAUCCGCCAAGAGUGAGGAGUCACUCACGUCUCAGUCCAGCACCGCGGGCCUGCACAAACUGAACCGCCUGCGGCGCCCGCGCUCCAGCAGCGACGCCUUCCCGGCCCUGCCUGGAGCCCUCCCCGGGUCCCCGCCAGCCCCCCUCAAGCCCUGCCGCUCCUGCGAGUCGCUGAGCUCCUCGGCCUCCGGCGGCUACAGCGAGAGCCUGGCACCCCAUCGCCGCACCUCCCUCUGGCUGGACGAUGAGGGCGAGCUGGACUCGGACCCAGAGCUCAGCCCCCCCGGCUUCCUGGACUUGGACCUGCUCCCCUUCCGGCACAGCCCCCCCUGGCGCCCCUCGCUCUCUGAGGCCUCUGACUCGGCCCCCAGCCCCGCCCGCCUUCCCUUCGCCUGCAAGGUGACCCGGGCGCUUUCACCCCGCGGCCCGGAGCCUCCCACAGCUGCCCUGGAGAUCUCGGAGCCCGUGGCCAUCUCACUGCCUGCCAAGGUGCUGGAGAUGCUUGGGGGGGGUGAGGCUGGGGGUGUGCUGAGGCCCGGACGGCGCUGGGGAACGUGCAGCCCCCCCCACAUGAUCUCCCGGCUGCUGCAGGCCGGCGACGGGAUGCUGACUGACAGCUGCCAGCGUGAGGUGCAGCACAAACUGACCCAAGCCGAGAGCGGAAGCCUGGCCCAGAGUCCUGAGUCGGAGGCUUCCCCCCCACUGCCCGGGGCGCUGUGCCUGUUUCGGCACGUGCCGCCCCCGCCGCCCCCAAAGAACCCAGCCCGGCUGAUGGCGCUGGCACUGGCAGAGAGCGCACACCGGGCCGCCCGGCAGCAGCAAGGGGCGCCACGCAGGGAGCAGCGUGCCCAGUUCCGGCGCUCCCUGUCCCUGGAAGGUGGGGGGGAGGGUGCAGCAAUGGGGCCGGGCACCCUGUACUCUGUGGUGCGCCCUGGCCCUGCUGCCCAGCUCCCUGACCCCUCUCUGCAGCGCCAGCAGAGUGAGGGGGAACCCCGGGGCCAGCGUCAGGAGCGUGCAGGGGGCCCCCAGGUCACAUUGGCCAAGGCUCCUGCCCCAGGUAGGGAGGGGGGCAGGGCCAGCUUGGCAGCCCCUUCCCACUACAGCAAAGCCCUCCCUGACACCCACCACUGGGGCCCCGAACCCCACCCGCCCUGCCAGACCCAGCCGCUGCCCUUCCCCCGAGCACUGGACCCUGCCCCCCGCCACCCGCAGGCCCCACCCAAGCCCCCAACCCCCCUGCACUUCCACCCCCCACCUGCAGCCUGUCUCAACGCCACCCCCCAGUGGCUGGGCCCCCCCUGCGCUGCCCCUCCAUAUCCUCCGGAGUCACAGCUGCACCAGCGCCACCACUUCCUAGCUCCCCGCCCCCCCGGCGCUGCCACACCCCCCCAGCGCCCGCUGCUGGAGCCCGCAGCCGAGAACCUGUACUACGAGAUCGUCCCAGAGCCGCCCGUCUACCGGCCCUGGCCCCUGGGCCCCCCGCGCCUCCCGGCACCCCGCGAGUACAUGGCCGCCCUCAAUGCCUCCUACGGCGUCUUCCAGCAGCCCAGGCCCAACCCCUCGGCCCCAACACCACCCCUCUGGGCCAUCUUCGAGGACGGGCGCGUCCGCUACGAGCCACCGGAGCCCAUCUAUGUCAACGUCCCCUUUGCUGGCCCUGCCGCAGGGCCAGAGGCCGGGGGGCACCGCCGCGGCAGGGCCACCCCCCCCUCAUCCUCGUCCUCCGCCUCGGCCUCCCCUCCGCCGGAGGGCGGGCACCUGCGCAGCCGCUCUGACCCUGGCGCUACCUGCGCCGCCCUGCGCCGCCCCCCGGUGCCGGCCCUGCCGCAGAAACAGAGGCAGGGCCUGCAGGCAGCACCAGGCUGGGCCUACGGACCGCCAUCAGUGCCCGGACUUUACCGCCAGCUACUAGACGUGCUGCCCUGUGGCGGCACCAUGCUGCGGUUCUACCGCCCAGCGCCACCUGGCUGGGAGCCAGCCACCGGCUGCACUCCCCCCUUCACCACCUACGCUGAGCCCAAGCCCCGGCCUCCUGCCCUCCUCAGCCCUGGCCUGCUGGACGGUUACCGGCUGGGGCCCUACUCCCCCUAUGCCAAGCGCCUGCCCCCCCAGUAUGGCAACGUGGAGAGGAAGGAGGGGCCGCCCCCACCGCCUGCGUGCCUGGCUCCCAACUGGACGGUGCACUCUGAGGGGCAGACCCGGAGCUACUGCUGA
Molecule: messenger RNA, 3702 nt
Organism: Emys orbicularis (European pond turtle)
Lineage: Eukaryota; Metazoa; Chordata; Testudines; Emydidae
Gene: ARHGAP33
Product: Rho GTPase activating protein 33
Exons: 17
Coding region: 1-3702 (1233 amino acids)
Biological process (GO): small GTPase-mediated signal transduction
Cellular component (GO): plasma membrane
Molecular function (GO): GTPase activator activity; protein binding
Source: RefSeq, a predicted model, not a curated record